Molecule: messenger RNA, 1411 nt
Organism: Racocetra fulgida
Lineage: Eukaryota; Fungi; Glomeromycota; Glomeromycetes; Diversisporales; Gigasporaceae
Source: the annotation of a GenBank genome assembly
AUGCAAAAACUUUGGCAACCUUCACACAAACAACAAUAUGGUAAAGAGAGUUCUGCGGUAGGAACUGAUGGAAACAAUGGAAAUUACAGUCCUUCUACUCCUACCAGUCCUACACCCAUUCCAGCAACUGGUCUUCUUGUCAUCCGUGUUGUUGAAGCAAGAGGACUCACUUUACCCCCAGGCAUAAGACCUCCACAAAUUCCUCCACACUUUGUACCAUCAGCUCCAACGUCUACGCGGGGUAACAGAGAUAGCAUGCAGAGAAAACAAUGCUGGUGGCUUCCUUAUGUAGUUCUAGAAUUUGAUAAAAAUGAAGUACUGAUCGAUGCCCUAGGUGGUGAAGUGCAAAAUCCUAUCUGGCAAUACAAAGCGCAUUUUGAUGUUUCGCGAGAAUCCGACGUAUCAAUACAAAUAUAUCUCCGAAAAUCCACCCAAACCGGCCAACACACUAAUGACAUGGGCAACGAUGUGUUUUUGGGUGGUGUAAAGAUUAUACCAAGCUUUAAUGAACCAAAUAAAUUGCACGAACAAUGGUACAAAUUGCAAGGUGGUUCAGGCGAUGUUUAUGUACACGUGAAUCAUACUCUUGCGGAGCGUACGGUUUUGGCGCAAAUAAACAACCCCUUCAUUGUACCUUUGAAAUUCUCUUUUCAAAGUACAGAGAAAUUGUAUUUGGUGUUGGCUUUUGUGAAUGGUGGUGAAUUAUUCCAUCACUUGCAACGAGAAGGCCGGUUUGACGAAGAGAGGUCUAGAUUUUAUGCCGCAGAAUUGCUUUGCGCAUUGGAAUGCUUACAUGACUUCAACGUGGUUUAUCGGUUAGUACCAAAUUAUUCAGGCCAUAUUGCUCUAUGCGAUUUUGGUCUUUGUAAACUGAACAUGACAGAAUCUGAAACUACAAAUACCUUUUGCGGGACACCCGAGUAUCUCUCUCCAGAACUUUUGUUGGGCCAGGGUUAUACCAAAACAAUAGAUUGGUGGACUUUGGGAGUUUUAUUGUUUGAGAUGUUAACGGGUCUACCACCUUUUUAUGAUGAGAAUACCAAUGAAAUGUAUCGAAAGAUUCUACAGGAUGAAUUAAGAUUUCCUGAUGAAGUUAGCAGCGAGGCUCGAAGUUUAUUGACGGGGCUAUUGACCAGAGAUCCUAACCACCGCCUUGGUAAUAAUGGUGCCCAAGAAAUUAAAGAACAUCAAUUCUUUUCUGCUAUAGAUUGGAAACAAUUGAUUCUAAAAAAAGUUCAACCACCUUUCAAGCCCAGUGUUGAAUCGGCUAUUGAUACUUCGAAUUUUGAUGAAGAAUUCACUUCAGAGACUCCUCAAGACUCGGUAGUCAACGAUUCACAUCUUUCUGAGACCAUACAACGGCAAUUCGACGGGUUUACAUUCAAUCCCCAUGAAGGAGUAAUGAGCGGAA